This is a messenger RNA of Pelobates cultripes (western spadefoot toad), 333 nucleotides long. The record is from the annotation of a GenBank genome assembly. NCBI's taxonomy places the organism in Eukaryota, Metazoa, Chordata, Amphibia, Anura, Pelobatidae.
AUGGCGGCGCUUCAUGGUGGCUGCUCUGACUUCUUUGACAAAUGUUCCGGAGACACGGAGGAAGAAUACCUAGGCACUCACGCGCUGCCGACACAACCAAACAAGGCAAGCCCGGACUCCGCAUCAGUGACCACAGUGGUCUUAAAGACACUACUGGCGGAACUUCAAAAGAACAUCCUCACGGAUAUAACAGCACUCCAAGCUGACCUACAAGGCCUGACAGGCCGAAUGCGCACACUUGAGGACACAUCCGCAACUAAAGAAAUAAAAAAUAUCCUCCUUAGAAACAAAAGGAGACUGCUUAGAGAUAUGGAUAUAAUCUGGAUAUUUUAG